Messenger RNA from Penicilliopsis zonata CBS 506.65, 1660 nucleotides. RefSeq lists its product as hypothetical. Gene Ontology annotation, cellular component: mitochondrion. The coding region runs from base 227 to 1552 and encodes 441 amino acids. NCBI's taxonomy places the organism in Eukaryota, Fungi, Ascomycota, Eurotiomycetes, Eurotiales, Aspergillaceae. The transcript has 2 exons. The record is from RefSeq and is a predicted model, not a curated record.
CAAUGGUGAAGAUCUAUACCAGGAGUUAUUAUUUCUCUGACUGAGUCAUCGGCGCUGUUGACGAAUGAUCGCGGGGGAUCGCCACGGACAACGUCACGUUUCCGGACUCAGGGUCGCUUCGCCGCGGGAAAUCCCAAGUGUUCUCCAUCAACGCGAAGAUGAACCAACCUCGUUGUCCAUCUCUCACUCCCCGACUGUCUGUCACAUUCGCUCCUUAACCUUCACCAUGGCGGCUCCCAGGCUCCCAUUCCUGUAUCCAAGUCUGAUACGGGCAGUCCGCUCCUGCAAGCCGAGACCGAAGCCGAAACCCUUCCGACCGACUGCCACCACACCGAGGACCGGCUUCCACACCAGCAGGCCAUGCGGGCAGCAGACGUUUCAUCGACGGUAUGGACCAGCCGCAGGGGAGUCGAAUCUCCCUCCGCCGGCGCGCCCAAAGGAGGAGUCUGGCCACUUGCCAGGUGCAGCACAGAAGGACACCAGCAGUCCCGAAAAACCUCAGAGCAGCGCGGCGACAUCGUCUGAAGAAUCUCGACCGGUGACAGAGAUGUCACCGUUGGAGAAGCCAACUAGCGAAACGGCCUCGAGUCACACGCAGAGCAGUGACAGCCUUGCUGAAGCGGAUGAAUUGUUGGAGGAGACCGAACCUGCCGAGGCCGCAGCCGUGGACUUUACCCCCGCGCAGUUCUAUUAUGAAGACCGAGCGGAACAACAAGCACACCCACCGCCGAACCUGAAUGAGAAGAACCCCUUAGAGGAUGUGCUGCAUAUGCCCGAGCCGGCGACGUAUAUGACGCCGUCGGGAGUCCCUCCUGCCGACUCGCAAAAGCCUCCACACCUGUCUCCUUCGCCCUACGUUCACCAUUUCGAUACAUGGACCCUUGUGCGCGACCUCUCCAACGGUGGAUUCUCACAGGACCAAUCCGUGACAAUCAUGAAGGCUAUCCGGAAUAUUCUACAAAGCAACCUGGACCUCGCGCGACAGUCUCUGACAUCCAAGUCAGACGUCGAGAACGAGUCGUAUCUGUUCAAGGCCGCCUGCUCGGAGCUCCAGUCCUCCCUCCAGACGGCUCGGAACUCGGAGGUCCAGCAGCAGCGCGCCUCGCGCACGCACCUGGAGCACGAGGCCGACAUCCUCUCCCAGCGCCUGAACCAGGAACUCGCCGGGAUGAAGGACGACAUCAAGGGGAUGUUCAAUGACCACAAGAUGGCCACGCGCGAGCUGCAGCGCAGCAUCGACACCUCCGUUCAAGAGAUCAACUAUAAGAUCACGGUCUCCCUCAACAGCGACGGUAAAAGUGAAAUCGAAUCUCUUCGGUGGGUUUUGACGCGCCGAGCCGCCCUCGCCGUGGGCAUUAGUGCGUUCAUGAUCAUCUGCUUCUUAAGAUAUUACUCCUACCGCAUGGCUGCCGAGUCACAUAAAGCCAAAGAAGCCGCCGCCGCCAAAGAAAUCGCAGAGUCCCGGCCUCGAGAAGCCCAUCCGGUUCAGCCUGAAGUACCCUUCCAUGAUGUUAUUAUUCCCGAAGCUAUUGUCAGCGAAUCGUUGGGAUGAAGAUCAUCCACUAUAUCGAUCCCCGUCUUCCUUCCUUGCCUUUCUUAUAUUUAUGUCUUCCAAGGCUGUGCUAGAGUAAUAUGCCUUGACUUUUUUUUUUUUUUUUUC